This is a messenger RNA of Solanum verrucosum, 5543 nucleotides long. RefSeq names its product zinc finger CCCH domain-containing protein 19. Bases 121 to 5274 code for a protein of 1717 amino acids. The transcript is spliced from 10 exons. Lineage: Eukaryota; Viridiplantae; Streptophyta; Magnoliopsida; Solanales; Solanaceae. The record is from RefSeq and is a predicted model, not a curated record. Gene Ontology annotation, molecular function: DNA binding; metal ion binding; protein binding.
UAUAUGCAGCUCUCGCAGCAUCAACAGCAGCUACACUUAGUUUUCUUCUCUAUUUAACUAUUUAAUUAAAUAAGAAAAAUAUAGAACUAGGGUUAGGGUUUUGCUGUUUAAUCCGCUUUCAUGGCGGAAGACGAAGAAUCUAUGAAUAAACCUAUCAUCGCUGACGAGCAAAAACUCGAUAACGUUACCGGAUUGGGUGCCACGUCACCAUCACUGGUAGUUGAGGAUGAUACGGCUUUGCCGGCACCGGAGGUGGGCCCACCAGUCGAAGAAUCAGAGGUUGCCGUAGACAGUUCACAGCAGCCUGGCGUUGGUGAUGCAUCGAUGGGAGAAUCAGAGAGCUCUCAGCAGGGUAAUGGUGAUGCUGAGGAAGUUGAGGUGGUUAGGGUGACUGAAAAUGAAGCGGUGACAGAGGAAAAUGUAACGGCUUUGGAGAAAGAUGAGGUGACUGAGGGGGCCUCGGUGAGAGAUGAGUUGACGGAGGAAAAUGUAACGGCUUUGGAGAAGGAUGAGGUGACAGAGGUGGCUUUAGAGAAAGAUGAGGUGGCAGAGGCAUUGAAAGUCACAAAGGGCGAAGCAGAAAGUUGUAUGUCAGAGGGUACUGGUGAUGAGAAAGUGGUCAUGACUACAAUGGGAACUGAGAAUGAUGAAAUUUUGGCUGGAAAUGAUAAUAUUGAGGGGACGGAGAAUGGUGAAACAGUGACAGAGAUAAAUGAUUCAACUGUUGAAGGUAGUGUAGGUUUAGGGAAAAAUGUGGAAAUGGAGGAAGUUAAGUGCGAGGAAGUGGGAAUUACUCCUGUUGUGUUAGAUGAUUCAGGAGGGAUCACUCUAGAAAAGGAAGCUGAAGCAAUGGAAACUGACAAUAAAACUGCUAAUGCAGAAGAAAAUGAUGAUAUGGUGUCACAUGUAGAUAUUGCAGCUGUUGAAGCUAGAGUAGAAUCGGAGAAAGAUGUCGAAAUGGAUACAAUUAAGCAUGAAGAAGUGGAAUAUCCUCCUCUAGAUGAGGAGGACAAAGGGGCAGGUGCUGAGGACGAGACUGCUAAUGGGAAAAAAGUGGCAGUGACUCAAAAUGAGGAAGAUGAUGAAAUGGCGACACAGGUAGAUAUUUCAGCUGUUGAAGCUAGAAUAGAGUCUGAGAAAGAUGUCGAAAUGGAUACAAUGAAACAUGAAGAAGAGGAAUCCGUUCCUCUAGACGAGGAGGACGAAGGGACAAAACGUGAAGAAGAGGAAUCUGUUCCUCUAGAAAAGGAGGACGAAGGGACGAAACAUGAGGAAGAGGAAUCCGUUCCUCUAGAUGAGGAGGACGAAGGGACGAAAUAUGAGGAAGAGGAAUCUGUUCCUCUAGACGAGGAGGAUGAGGGGACGGGUGCUGAAGACGAGGCAGCUAAUGCAACUCCUACUGAAAUAGAGUCUGAAAGUGAAAUGACUGAAUCGGGAAAAUCCUCUGGAGGAAAGAGGAAGAGGAAGAAUACUAAGAGUACUGGGAAGUCCAAGUCUGGAGGAAGAGCUUCAAGUAGGAAGACUAUAGGAGAGGAUGUUUGCUUCAUUUGCUUUGAUGGAGGGGAUUUGGUGCUAUGUGACCGUAGGGGUUGUACCAAAGCAUAUCAUCCUUCGUGUAUUGACAGGGAUGAGGAAUUUUUUCGUGCCAAGGGUCGUUGGAAUUGUGGUUGGCAUCAGUGUACUAUUUGUCAGAAGAAUGCUUGCUAUUUGUGCUACACAUGCACAUUUUCAUUAUGCAAGGGGUGCAUCAAAGACGAUGUCAUCCUAUGUGUAAGAGGAAACAAGGGAUUUUGCAAGAACUGCAUGAGAAUGGUCAAGCUAAUAGAAGGCCUUGGUAAAGAAGAGAAUGAUGGUCCGAUAGAUUUUGAUGACAAGAGUAGCUUUGAAUAUCUGUUCAAGGACUACUUAAUGGAUUUAAAAGUGAAGCUAUCUUUAUCUUCAGAUGAAAUUGCUGAUGCCAAAAGUCCUCGGAAGGGAGCUGAUGUGUCAGCUUCUAAACAAGAUCUGUCUCAGGCACAACGUGACAAUAAUGAUGAUGGAGGUUCUGGUUCAGAUGCAUCCAUUGACACAUUGGAAGCAAGUAAAACCAAAAGAAGAAAGCUAAGAAAACGAUCGAAAUCUGUCAGAAAGGAAGAGGAUGCCGCAACUACGGCUGUUACUAUUAGCGAAGGCUUCUCCACAGCUGGCACCACUGAGUGGGCAUCAAAAGAGCUGCUUGAAUUUGUUAAGCAUAUGAAAAGUGGUGACACUUCUGUUCUUUCUCAAUUUGAUGUGCAAGCUCUGUUGCUCGAAUACAUCAAAACAAACAAACUGCGUGACCCUCGUCGUAAAAGUCAAAUUAUAUGUGAUUCAAGACUUGAAAGGCUAUUUGGAAAAGCACGUGUUGGGCACUUCGAGAUGUUGAAACUACUUGAGUCUCAUUUUCUUAUGAAAGAGGAUUCUCAGAUUGAUGAUGUUCAAGGUAGUGUAGUUGAUACAGAAUUUAAUCAGUUUGAAGCUGAUGCAAAUGCUGACACUCCUACAAAGGGAGUCAAAGACAGGAAACGUAAACGUAAGAAAGGUGAAAAUAGGGGACCUCAAUCAAAUCUUGAUGAGUAUGCAGCUAUUGAUGUGCAUAACAUCAGCUUAAUUUACCUACGACGAAAAUUGGUGGAGGACCUUCUUGAAGAGAAUGACAAAUUCCAUGAAAAAGUUGUUGGAACCUUUUUGAGAAUACGAAUUUCUGGUAACGUUCAGAAGCAAGACCUUUAUAGGCUGGUGCAAGUUGUAGGUACAAGCAAAGCCGCUGAACCAUACAAACUUGGCAAGAGGACAACUGAUAUUCAGCUGGAGAUCUUAAAUCUGAACAAGACUGAGGUUUUAUCAAUUGAUACAAUCUCAAAUCAAGAUUUCACAGAGGAAGAAUGCAAGCGUCUGCGCCAGAGUAUAAGAUGUGGACUCAUUAAUAGACCAACAGUGGGUGACAUUCUUGACAAGGCCAUGGAAAUACAUGCAGCAAGAGUUAAUGAGUGGCUGGAAUCAGAGAUAUCCCGUCUCUCUCAUCUUCGUGAUCGAGCUAGUGAGAAAGGGCGCAAGAAGGAACUUAGAGAAUGUGUAGAGAAACUACAGCUCUUGAAGACCCCCGAUGAGCGUCACCGUAGACUUGAGGAAGUUCCAGAAAUACAUGCAGAUCCAAAAAUGGACCCAAGCUAUGAGUCAGAGGAUGAGGACAGUGAAAGUAAUGAUAGACGAGAUGCUUAUAUGAGGUCUAGGGAUUCAGGCCUUAACCGGAGAGGACGUGGGCCAGUUUCUCCAAGAAGCAACUUCUCUCCAAAAGAUUUUUGGGGGGCUGCAGGAAAAUUUUCUUCAAAGAACUUUGAACUAAACAGGAGUUCCUCUGGUAAAAACGUUUUGAGCAGAAGUGAAGAUGGUGUGCAUUCUGGAGGGGGACUGAAUGAAGACACAUGGAUUGAAGGAAGAGAUAAGGAGACAGAAUCUAUGAACAUAGAUAAACCGACUUCUGCUGCUAUUUCUGAGCCAAUGGGACGGAAUAGCCAAUUUUUGUCGAGAAUGGAGUCAUUUUCUGGUGCAUCAUCGGUAUCUUCUCCAGCUACACUCCAGGGUAAGGUUGCAGAAAGUUCCAUCAAGAUCAAUGAAGCUGAAAAAGUGUGGCAUUACAAGGACCCUUCUGGUAAAAUACAGGGACCAUUUUCUCUGGUCCAGUUGCGUAAAUGGAGCAAUACAGGAUACUUCCCUGCUGAUUUGAAAAUAUGGAGAUCUUCAAAUAAACAAGAGGAGUCUAUUCUUUUGACUGAUGCACUGGCAGGGAGGUUUGAGAAAAUGCCAUCAGCAGUUGACAAUAUACUUUCAGCCACUGUUCUGCAAAAUCAAAAUGGAGAGAGACCUCGAGUCAACCAGAAUGUUGGAUCUCAGAAUUCUCGUCGUUUGGUUCCUUCUGGUGGUGGAAUGACUUCUGGUGAUGUUUCUGCGCUUUCUACUGAGAGGUGGAGUAAUGAUGAUUCUUUGAAUCUCCCAUCUCCUACUCCAAAGCAGAAUACUGCCGGUUGGGUUGCGGGAGAUGGGCCAUCUGUUGCAGGUGCAAAUUCGUAUUCUAGUGGCAACAGAAUUCUCCAAUCUCCUCCAGCCCCACCAGAUGAUGGUGUUAAUGCAUCUGCUUCAGUUCAAAAUUUUGGUGGGCCUUCAAUUAGGGGAUCGGAAAAUAAUUAUGUGAAUUCUGGUAGUGAUUUUGGUCUAGUGCCUACUUCUGAACAGGUCAUUGCUGCACAGUCUGGAUAUUCUUUGCAAAAUGCUCAAUCAUUUGCAGCUAGUGAGCAACAGACAGCACUGAUUAAUAGCCAACUUGGUGCACAGCAUGCAGCUCUCCAGUCAGUAUCUCUUAAUUUACAGAACCCUAGUGUGGAUGUCCAUACAUGGGUUGCGGCAGCACCUUCUAAGGGAGAGCCAAACAUUUCUGCUCUGGCACCAGGACAGUCCCAGGGAUAUGGUAAUUGGGGUACUACUUCCUCAUCUGUACAGAAUCUUGCGGGAAAUUUUUCAAAUGCAGGUGCCUCAGUUUUGCCUCAGCCUGAUUAUUGGAGCACACCAGCUCAAGGCAGCCAACAGAUCAUACAGCCUACAACUGUGCCUAGUGUUCCAUGGGGUGCUGGUUUGCAAGAGAAUUCGAGUUCUGCUUCAGCAUUAAGACCUGAGAAUAACACUGGCUGGGGUAUGAUGCCUGGAAAUCCAAAUGUGGGCUGGGGUGGACCUGUACCAGCAAUCAUGAAUGUAAAUUGGGGAGCAGUUCAGGCAAUGCCUCCAGGGACUGUAAAUCCUGGUUGGGCUCCGACUGGGUCACUUCCUGGGAAUGUGAAUCCUGGAUGGGUUGCACAAUCUGGGAAUGCUGGUGUUCAGGGCUUGACGCCUGGGAAUGCCAAUCCAGGUUGGGUUGCUCCAACAGGGAGCAUGGGUUCAACUAUUCAAGGGCCUACAUCUGGUAAUGGGUGGGGUAUGGGAGCUGGAAAUCCUGGAGCACUUGUCCAAAGACCACCACCUCAAGGAGAUUCAAAUCAAGGUAGGGGUGGACCUAAUGGGAAUCGAGGCACAAGAAAUAAUGAUCAGCAUCAAGAUGGGAGAUUCUCUGGUCAGAGGGACAAGGGUAGGAACUGGGAUAGGCAAUCGUCUUUUGGGAGUAGAGGGCCGUCUAGAGGUGGCUUCAAAAAGAAUAAUGUCCCGUGUCCAUAUAAUACAAACAAUCGAUGCAUAAAGGGUGAUAGAUGCAAUUAUCUUCAUGGCUAAUCAGAAGGAAACAGAGUAGUAGUAGGAGUAAAGUGAUUUUGUACAGUGAUUUCGUCUCAGUUGUCUUUAGUAUAUAGGUUAUUUUGGUGUUCUAUAAUUGUAAACUUGUGCAGAUUAGUAGCUCCUCGCCCUCUUCUGAUCUGAUGCAGUUUUCCCAGUAGCUAGAUUUACCCGGCCUAUCUUAUCAGCUUCUAAUAACGCAGACAGCGGGCAUUAUGGCCAUAUAUUCGCCUAGUUUCAUAUUUAUGGAUUUUGCUGUUCUAGACUUG